ACAAGGCAAAUACUCAACUACUAGUAGUGAAACAUUCUCCUAAUCUAGUCCCCAAAAUGUGUAUUGGAAAAGGAGAAUUCACCGUGAAAGUUACCAACAAAGAAAUAGUGGCUGCUGCUCUGCCAAUGCAAGAGCACUGGCUUCCACUAUCAAACCUUGAUUUAAUUCUUCCCCCAGUUGAUGUUGGUGUGUUCUUCUGUUACAAAAAUCCUAUAAUUACUACUGCCACCCACCAUAGCAUUGUGGGAUGUUUGAAAAAUUCUUUAACUGAGGCUCUUGUUUCUUAUUAUGCCUUUGCUGGUGAAGUGAUGACUAACUCCAUGGGUGAACCUGAGUUACUUUGCAACAAUCGUGGAGUGGAUUUUGUUGAAGCUUUUGCUGAUGUUGAGUUACAAUCUCUCAAUUUGUAUAAUCCAGAUGAAACUGUUGAAGGGAAACUUGUUCCAAAGAAGAAACAUGGUGUGCUUGCUGUUCAGGCAACUUGGAUGAAAUGUGGUGGUUUAGUAGUGGCUUGCACUUUUGACCAUCGUAUAGCUGAUGCCUAUUCUGCAAACAUGUUCCUUGUAUCAUGGGCCGAGAUAGCUCGGCCCAAUGAUAACAAGUCUUUGAUCCCAACAACGCAACCUUGUUUUCGACGGUCACUUCUGACCCCACGACGCCCACCUUCCAUCCAUCCUUCAAUUUAUGACAUGUAUGUCCCCAUCUCUGAUCUACCUCCACCACCAGAACCUGAAUCUGAUAUUAAAACCGACCCAAUAAUAAGUCGCAUAUACUAUGUAACAAGCAAAGAACUCAACAACAUGCAGUCACUAGCCAACUCAAACAAUAAUGGUGGUAGUUCCAAGCGCUCAAAACUCGAGUCCUUUUCUGCUUUCUUGUGGAAAAUGGUUGCCGAAGCGGCUUCAAUCAAUAAUGAAAAUAUUGUUGCAAAAAUGGGGCUUGUGGUUGACGGAAGAAAGAGGCUAAGCAACGGUGACAAAAACAAAGAAGAGCUUAUGAAUUCAUAUUUUGGGAAUGUGCUUUCGAUUCCCUAUGGUGGUAGAUUAGCAGAAGAGCUGGUUGAUAAUCCGCUAUGUUGGGUGGCUGAUCGAGUUCAUGAGUUUUUGGAGGCAGCAGUGACAGAGGAGCAUUUCUUGGGUCUAAUUGAUUGGGUGGAAGAGCAUCGACCAGUUCCUGGAUUGGCUAGGAUUUAUUGUGGCAGCACUGGUGGAGAAGAAGGACCAACAUUUGUUGUAUCUUCAGGGCAGAGGUUUCCAGAGUCGAAGGUUGAUUUUGGAUGGGGGAAGCCUGUGUUUGGAUCUUAUCAUUUUCCUUGGGGAGGUAGUGCUGGCUAUGUUAUGCCAAUGCCAAGCCCUAAAAGGAAUGGUGAUUGGUUGCUCUACAUGCACCUUCCUAAGGGACACUUGCACUUCAUGGAGGCUCAAGCUCCCCAUUUCUUUAGACCAAUCUCUUGGGAUUACCUCAUCAAUUAAAGUUUGUGCUACUAAAUUCAUUUGUUUGUUUAUUGUAUUAUUCCUACAUCCACAUGGGUUCAUCAUAUAGUAACUAUAAUAAAUUUGCAUUAUGCUAUUAAUUUGCUUUGAAUUUAAGAUGAAUGAUAAUGUAAUGUUCCUUGCUAAGGUUGUAAAAUAUUUAUCAAAAAUCCGAUCUUCACCCUCUCUA
Molecule: messenger RNA, 1662 nt
Organism: Medicago truncatula (barrel medic)
Lineage: Eukaryota; Viridiplantae; Streptophyta; Magnoliopsida; Fabales; Fabaceae
Product: coniferyl alcohol acyltransferase
Exons: 2
Coding region: 57-1472 (471 amino acids)
Molecular function (GO): acyltransferase activity, transferring groups other than amino-acyl groups
Source: RefSeq, a predicted model, not a curated record